ACAGGCAGCCACACACACUACAAUCUGUCCACAGGGAGCACAGAGCGUAGAGCUGCAGUUGUUGAGAUAUACAGUGAAAAGAGCACAAUGAUGAGGGUCAGCCUGCAAGCUCUGAUAUCAUGUCUGCUGUUGGGUGGUGCAUUAACAGUAGAACAAGAAACUCAAACAGGGACAUUGACGCCUGCUACCUCGACCACCGUCAGCUCCCAGGCUACAAGCUUAUCAUCUACUCAAACUACCAUGUCAAGUGAUGUCACCGAUAUAAAUGACACCAGUGCAACUCUGUCCACCAACGAUACAGCUUCCACCCAAAAGACAACCAGCAAAGAAAACACUCCAUAUUCAACAAUUUCAUCAGAAACACAAACCACGUCCUAUUCAUCUCCUUUCUCAUCCCCAUCCAUCACAACUGACACCCAGGCCUCUAGCAUCAGUACCACCACCAACACCGGCAGCAGCACCGGCACCAGCACAGGCACCAGCGCCAGCACCGGCACCAGCACCAGCGCCAGCACCAGCACAGGCGCCAGCACCAGCACCGGCACCAGCACCAGCACCAGCACCAGCACAGGCACAAGCACCAGCACCGGCACCAGCACCAGCACCAGCACCAGCACCAGCACAGGCGCCAGCACCAGCACCGGCACCAGCACCAGCACCAGCACAGGCACAAGCACCGGCACAGCACAAACCACCAGGCCCAUCACAACCCAAAACACCAUAAAAACAAGUACUACCAGUACCACCACCACCAGCACCACUACUACCAGUGCCAUCAAAACCACCACACUGGUACAGGAAGGACAUGAGUCCGAGGCUCUGAGCUCAGGAAGUAUUGCAGUCAUUAUUUUCAUGUUCAUAGUGAUUGUCAUCGUAGUGUUGGUUGUGCUUUUCUACUACAAGAUCCGACAUAAAUCCUACGGCCCUCUUCUGGACUUAAACGACCACGGCAAUAUGGGAAACUUCGGCAACCCAAUGUAUGACCCUUGAAUCCUUUUGAACCUCUAACUCCAGAAGUGACCCCCCAAACCCAGUCAGUGGAUGGAAACGUUCUGAUCAGAGUGGGUUUUUAGUGUUUGCGUAAUGAGUUCAGCGAGGUCACAUUUUAUAACUGUGACUUGCUGAUCGCUUGAUUGCCAAAAUGCAAAGCAAAUGUGAUGUUACUAUUGAUCUUUUUAAAAGUAGCCUAAUUUUUUGUUUUAUUUUACAGUAAAAACGUACAAAAAACUAAGGAAUUGUAAAAUGAGGCCUUAAGACUAGGAGUUGUAAUAGAUGAGGAAGAUCUGACUGUCGCAAAAGUAGAUGAAUGUUCCGAUACAAACCCGAUAUGUUGACAGGCUGUCUUAGCUUUUAUCGAGAAUGAAAAUAGGAAUAAGACAAUAAAAAUAGAUUUUUUAAAUCAAAAGGAAAAAAAGAAAUAAAAAUGAAGAAAAAAAAAUUCACGUCUAGUGCUAAUUCCUUAAUCUUGGAAAUAUUUUUGACCAUUUUUUAAGCAACAUGAAGGGGCAAUGUUAGCGUUAGCGGCUACGAUAAUCCAGAAAGAAGACUAUUUUGAGGAAAAUGAUUUGCAAAUUAAGUGUGUUAAGGAGUGUUUUUACAUAAAAAGAUUUCCGUCACAUGCAGGUAAAAUGAAUAAGAAUUGUUCUCAUACUACAAACUGAAUGGUGAAAAAGCAGAGAGAGACAAGCCUUUAAAAGGAUAAUUUCUGGUUUAAGCCCAGUGUUUUCAUUUUACUGAAGUGAACUAAAAUUGUGGAUCCUCUCCUGCUCCAUGUGCUGGUAUGCAUCUGAGCCUGAACGCUGAGCUCUCUGUGGAGGAACCAAAUAAGGCAGCAAUUGUUUUAGCAUCGAGAACAUGAGUUCUUAGAAACAUCUCAGAAAAUCUCAAUUUACAUAAAAUGUGGACUAAAUAAAAUGUUGGGCAGGGAAAAGUGUCUCCUUCAUACCGGAUCAACUUUAACUACUAUUUAAGAGUGAGUUCUUUUUAUUAUUAAAUGUUAUCAGUGUGAUGUUUUUUUCAUGUUUCUGUGGGUUUUUGCCUUGCCGAGCAGCUCAGCCAGGUUGCUUUUCUGAUUGUAAUUUUUUAUUCCUUCAGUAUUUCAUUUAGUAUUGAUUGUUUGCAUUCAGGUGAAGAAUGAUGUAACAACAUUUUAUUGUGUGAUAUGAUCAUAUUCAAUUGUUUGUGCAAUA
Messenger RNA from Anoplopoma fimbria (sablefish), 2189 nucleotides. RefSeq names its product prostate androgen-regulated mucin-like protein 1 (gene parm1). Lineage: Eukaryota; Metazoa; Chordata; Actinopteri; Perciformes; Anoplopomatidae. The transcript is spliced from 4 exons. Gene Ontology annotation, cellular component: Golgi apparatus; plasma membrane; late endosome. The coding region runs from base 88 to 990 and encodes 300 amino acids. The record is from RefSeq and is a predicted model, not a curated record.